AUUAAUGGGGGCGAUGGAAGGGUCACUGUCUGAUGAUUUGAGUUCUCCGGUAGUGAAGUUCUUCGUCUUCAAUCAUUCGUCAUCGCGCUGACCUCAUCUUGUUCAUUUCCAUUUUUCGAUACUCUCUCUCUCUUCUUUGUGUUCAUUUCUCCAAAAGAUUUAGUUAAAAAGUGAAAAAUGAUGCAAAAUUUUUGCUCCAGAAAGUGGAGUGAAAAAUGUUGCUGUCAAAUCGUUUUCUUCUCCCCAAUUUUUUUCAUUUCAGUUCACCAAAAGCUUCCGUUAAAAAAGGUUAUGAAAUUCUACAGAUCCGUCUUCCAAUUGCAAUAUUAUUCGAUUUCCAGAGGGUUUUCACAUUAAUUUUGGAUCAUGUUUCGGGUCCUACUUCGAGAAUUUGACUUUCGAGUCAAUAAUGUCGCUGAGUUGGACUUGGAAGAAGUUAAAAUAGGUUGCUCGGUUUGAUUUGGGAGUACAGUUUCGAGAUUUCUAGCCUUGUCCUUAGGCUAAUGGCUCAGAGUUUGCAAGUACCAAAAUUUGGGAAGUGGGAUGAUGGGGAGGAUGUCCCGUAUACAACCUAUUUUGACAAUGCAACAAAGGCUAAAUCCGAGAGGUUGAAUUUAAAUGAUCCUUCUCACCGAGAAGAGAUUUCGGAGCGACAGGAAACUAGAGAAGGUGUUGUGAGGAGGCAAACCGAGUCUCCAUUGCACCGGGAUGGUUCAGAACUGCCUGGUCAAGAUCAUGACAGUUUAAAAUCAACCACGAGUCGGGGUCAACAAGCAUUAAGGCAAAAGUACACACAAGAAGAUUUGAGCUUGGAAGAUGGUAACACGAAAAAACGCCUUCAAUCUCCUUUGGACCAUCGAACAAGGGGUCACGUUAGCUUUAACUCCCCUCUUCAUCAACGCCAGAGGAACAACACGGCCACUGUGAGAAAUGGCGCAGCUUCUGAUGGCAACAUAGAAAAUCCAUCUCUCCAAACACGACAGCAUCCAAGGACCGAAGCAAAAAGCGUUGUACCAUCUUCGCCGUUACGUGACCGUAGGGGUUCAAGCUCACCUAAAGGAGGUUGUCAUGAUGGUGUAACUCCCUUGACUCCUGGAAGAUCACGUCAACAAUCCGCUCCUCGGGGCAUUGAAACUCCUGAUCGUAGCCCCACAGUUCCAAGAUUUGGUGACUGGGAUGAGAGCGAUCCAACAUCGUCUGAGAACUACACAAGUAUUUUCACCAGAGUACGUGAGGAGAGACAAACUGAGGAAGAAGGAGGUUUUCCGGUGGGGACUAACAUUUCUCAUGCUGACCGUCGUAAUCGAUCCGAUGCCGAAAAUUCUAAGAAAUGUUGCUGUUUUCCAUGGGGAAAGUGACUGCGGGGAAGUUUUUGUUCUUCCAGUAAGGAAUGAAAAUGAUGAGAAAUUGUCGUCUAAUGGAAACCUCCAGCAGGUACGAAUCGAUAACCAUUCUGGAGGAGUUAGAAUUUUGAGUGAUUUCAAACUUAGAUUGAUUGAUUGAUUUUAAGUGUAUUUGUCAUUUAGUAUUCCUUGAAAUAGAAUGAUUGGUUUCAAAUCCUAUUUUUACUUUUAUUGGCUCUACAUAGAUGAAUUUGUGAAAUUACCAUUU
This is a messenger RNA of Cucurbita moschata (crookneck pumpkin), 1611 nucleotides long. Its product is annotated as RPM1-interacting protein 4-like. The record is from RefSeq and is a predicted model, not a curated record. Lineage: Eukaryota; Viridiplantae; Streptophyta; Magnoliopsida; Cucurbitales; Cucurbitaceae. The coding region runs from base 504 to 1358 and encodes 284 amino acids. The transcript has 5 exons.